GAGAACGAUUGAUACGAAACUGAUAAAACUUAUCACAUUUUUUUUUUAUUAAUAUAUCGAUGAGUCUUUCCCGGUCGACUAUCAGAUAGCCAGAGAUAUCGUCAUAUAGUGUCAUGGAUAAACUGCCUGCCGAACGAAGAUGAAGCUCGUGUGCUCGCUUCUCUUUCUCGCUGGAAUAACGCAUUUAGCUUCGGGAAUCGGGGAAAGAGAUCCUGCUUUUCCCUACUGCUUUCACUUCACGUGGAUCGGAUACUUGGGUCCUGACAACCCUGAGGCUGCCAACUGUACAACCUUCCAAUCUCGGCCGUGCAACACACCAUUUGUUAUCACAACUGAUGGAACUCCGCCUAAUACUACGUACAUGUGGUACAAUGAAAAUCAAACCGCUAUAUCGUGUCCCCUUGAAAAUGGAUUCACAUGCAUCAAAUAUACUUACGCCUUCAACGAUGCGGUACAAACUAUUUCAUAUUUCUGUGGGAAAAUGAUUGAGGACAAUACGACUGCGGUGACAUCCGGAUGUUUCAGUCAAGUGGCAAACGCGUAUACAACAGAAGUUUGUGCAUGUACCAACACAAGAGGAAUACCUUGCAACUCGUCCAUCAAGACUCGUCACUCGAUGAAGAUGUUAAUAAUUCUAACUUUAAUAUCAAUGUUUUCAUGUAAUAUUUGAAUAAAUAGAGAGAGAGAGAGGGUAUAU
Messenger RNA from Venturia canescens, 697 nucleotides. RefSeq lists its product as uncharacterized. The record is from RefSeq and is a predicted model, not a curated record. The transcript has 5 exons. Bases 140 to 670 code for a protein of 176 amino acids. NCBI's taxonomy places the organism in Eukaryota, Metazoa, Arthropoda, Insecta, Hymenoptera, Ichneumonidae.